GCCAUUUUUGUGUUGGUUGUUGAAAAGCAAUACCCUUUCUCUGUCUUUGCCCUUACGAAAUUCACAUUUUCGUGUUAUUUUAAGUAUUAAUCAUCAUUUAGUGUAUAAAAUUAUCAUCAGAUAUAUGUUCAGCAAUCAGAAAAAUUUUAAAGUGGUUCAAUACAUUGUGAUAAAGUGAUUAAUUCGUCUGCGCGGGAAAUGUGUUUUAACCGAGUUGAUUUUGUCAAUACGUUGAGACGAUAAAUAUAAGGUUCGUAUAACCUAAACAGAAAUUUAACAGAAAUGAUUUCUCAUAAAACUCCAAGGAAAGUGCGGCUGCCCAGAAUGCCAAAAAACAUAGAACGUCUAUACAAAGAAGGAAAAUGUCGCGAUUGUACUGUUGUUGUGACUCGAAUGGAUUUUGCCAAAAUAUUAGGUAAAUUUACUAAAGUGAAGAUACAGUAUGAAAGCAAUUCUACCCCGAAAACGAAAAAAGUUGAAGCUAUUUCUCCAAAUUCAAAUGCCCGAUUAAAAAGAAAUGAAAAUGGUAUGGUACUUCUGCAUAGGAAUGCUUAUAAACCGCACCCAGUAAAAGAGCUUAUUAUCUCAAAAAAGGAUAAGGCAUCAAUACCGAAACCAGCAUGUAAUGUCUUAAAAGAGAACAAUAGAUUGAAAAAGUCUCCAAUUGUGAAAGACAAAAAUUCCAAUUUAAAUAUACCUAAUUUCACUGGAAAAUCUUUAAAAUCAGCUACAAAUUUAAAGCAAUAUGGUAUCAUAUUUGUAAACCCAUCUCAGGCUCGUUCAAAAAAUGACAUGAAAAGUAAAACAUCUCUUGAUGAAUUGUUGCCUUUAAUUAAUAAAAGUAUAUUGCCAAGUGAAGAUUGGUAUAUAGAGUAUCUUCCUUUAAAAGAUGAACCCACUGAUGAUAAGGUGUAUGACAGAAUAGCAGCGGAGCUAGAAGACCUUAUGUACAAUGAAAAACCUGACGUGAAGCCCGCCAAUUCAGUUCAGAGUUCAGAAACAGGAAGUAAACCUGAUGAGUUUCCUUCAAUUAUGGAUAUCUUAAAUGAUGAUUCAAGUGAAAGUAAGAAGGAAAAUAACCAAAGCAAUUCAGUAGAAUUUAAGUCAAAUUUAGAGUCAAGUGAUGUGGAAGCAAUGCUUCUUGGAAAACCUGGCAUCCCUGAUGAUGUCAAAGAAUCUGUCACAGCUAUGGAGGUGGACACCAGUGAUGUUACUAAUUUGAUUGAAGAUGUCGCCCAGCUUAAUGCUAUUCAAGGAAGUAUAUCCAAUCAAGUGCCAGGUACGGUUUCCGAAGAAUUUGAGAAUCCUAACAGCCCAUCAAUUUUAGAUGAGGCUUUGAAGAAAGGAAUUGAAGAGCAUUUACCCUUGCCCAAUUCACUAGUAGAAUCAGAUCCAGUUAAAAUUGACACAAAUCAAACUGCAGCUACAGAAUCUCAAACAAGCAGCAAAAUUGAAGAAGAACCUAUCAAAAAUUCCAACCUGAAAGACACUAACAAUACAAUCAUCACAAAUGGUGAUAAGACUGCAAAACAGAAAGAUAUAACCCAUGUUACAUUCACGAAAAAAAUUAAUGGAACUUGUCAGAAGUCUGUUACACUUCCUAAAAACAUGAAAUAUAGUAUAGAGAUAGAGGGGAAACAAGUAGAAUUAAUAGGAGCACCUAAAUUUAUAUCAAGCCUUGACGAUUUAAAUGUCCUUUUGCAAAUUGUUGAUGACACUGAAUUGAAGAGUUUGUACAUUCUAUAUUAGAAAUAUUCUGUUAUUUAAUUUAAUCACACAUAAAUUUGUACAAUAACAGCCUAAUAUUGUGUUGAAAAUUUUUGAACAUAUUGUUCUCUUUUGCUUAAUAUUGAACUACAAAAUAUAAUACAACUGUCAGGAUAAGCUUCCUUAAAGUAACUUCUUACUUUGUACUAGUUGUAAUGAAAAAAAUUACAAAUAUGAGCUAAAAUCAAAUGGUGGUUCAAAGAUUCGGGAAAAAGAACUGUACUGUUUUUCAUUAUGUAUUGUGAUAAAUCAUUCAAUAAGUUGGAUAACACACAACACAGGGAUAUUUUCACAUAAAAGUGAAGGACAGCUUGGCUACCUAUGAAACAUGAAAUUGUAUGUUUAAUAAUUUUCUAUGUUAUUAAGUUAUAGAAUAUUUUUAAUUGUUCAGGACACUCUAUACCUCAUUUUUUUUAAUUGUGUAAAAAUAUGUCUUAAUCUUUUUUACACAUAGUAAUGAAUGUGAGGAAAUACUUAUAUUAUUUCUCAGAAUCUAUCCCAAAAAAAUGUGAAAUGUAUUUUUUUAUCAUUAGCACACUUUACCACCUGGUGUUUCAUUGUUGAAUGUAAAAAAUGCAAAUGUAUAAAAACUAAGGACAGAAGAAAUAUAAAUAAUGAUGUUAUCA
Molecule: messenger RNA, 2393 nt
Organism: Amyelois transitella
Lineage: Eukaryota; Metazoa; Arthropoda; Insecta; Lepidoptera; Pyralidae
Exons: 1
Coding region: 283-1749 (488 amino acids)
Source: RefSeq, a predicted model, not a curated record